Messenger RNA from Somion occarium, 1481 nucleotides. NCBI's taxonomy places the organism in Eukaryota, Fungi, Basidiomycota, Agaricomycetes, Polyporales, Cerrenaceae. The record is from the annotation of a GenBank genome assembly.
AACAUAUUGAGCGUCUAUUCAACCACAACACCACAACCACCGGUUACAACUUGCCACUUUGCUUUCACUUUACUCUUCGCGAAGGAAUGUCUUUCUUCUCGGGCGCAUCGACGUCCACUGCUGUAUCGGCUCCUGCUGCAACAGAAAAAGAUAUAGAAGUUGCCGACCCACCUACCGAUUCGAUCUCUUCGCUUGCAUUCUCGCCCCAGGCGGAUUACCUCGCUGUAGGCAGUUGGGAUAACAAUGUUCGGAUAUACGAAGUUGGCGCGAGUGGCCAGACACAAGGAAAGGCCAUGUAUGGCCACCAAGGGCCCGUGUUGAGUGUUUGUUGGAAUAAGGAGGGAAAUAAGAUCCUGUCGGGGGGAGCGGAUAAUGCUGGUCGCUUGUUCGAUGUUACAACAGGACAAUCUCAACAGGUUGCCCAGCAUGAUGCACCUAUAAAAAGCGUACGCUGGAUUGAGACGCCUCAGGGUGGGAUUCUUGCUACUGGGAGUUGGGAUAAGACUUUGAAGUAUUGGGAUUUGAGGACACCAAACCCUAUCUCGACAGUGCAAUUGCCUGAAAGAUGCUACACCAUGGACGUGCAGUACCCCCUGUUGGUUGUGGGAACCGCAGAGAGGCAUAUCCAGAUAUUCAACUUGACUAAUCCUACGACUGCAUUCAAGUCGAUGGUAUCACCGCUGAAGUGGCAAACCCGAGUCGUGUCGUGCUUCCCUUCUGCAAAUGGUUUCGCAGUGGGAAGCGUUGAGGGUAGAGUGGCUAUCCAAUAUGUAGAAGACAAGGACGCAUCGAACAACUUCUCGUUUAAAUGCCACCGACGAGAUCAAUCACCUACGCAGAAAGAUCAGUCUCUUGUAUAUGCUGUAAAUGAUAUCGCCUUCCACCCAGUACACGGAACGUUCUCCACCUGUGACCUCUCAGGUUCCGAUGGAACGAUCAACUUCUGGGACAAAGACGCGCGCACACGUCUGAAGAGUACGUCUUAUCAUCUCGUUAUCUUGUGCUCAUCAUCACUCUCAUCCGUACUGAUCGAGACCGAACGUCCUUAGCGUUCGAGCCUGCUCCCGGACCAGUCCCAGCUACUGCCUUCAACCGCACUGGCGCCAUUUUCGCAUAUGCUGUUUCGUACGAUUGGUCCAAAGGCCAUUCUGGUAUGACCCCUGGUCAUCCCAACAAGAUCAUGCUUCAUGCAUGUAAGGACGAUGAGGUCAAGAGGAAACCCCCCAAGCGGUAGAGGUCCUUUUUUGGUUCUCUGAGAGUGGAUAUUGUUAUGGGGGAUGGCCAUGCAGUGUGUCUCUUGUUGUUUCUAUCUUGCUUCGUGAAAUAUAUAUUCUGUCUUGCCUUGCGUUUCUGUGGAUUUUUGUGUGGGCUGUGUUGUAGCUGCAUCCUAUAGACGCAAGAUCUUUAUUUUUCAGUGAAUUAUAGCUAUUAUACAGUGAAGCCCGCAACCUUUGCAGGAGUAAUGAAUGUUACAAUCCUUU